Molecule: messenger RNA, 1750 nt
Organism: Abrus precatorius (Indian licorice)
Lineage: Eukaryota; Viridiplantae; Streptophyta; Magnoliopsida; Fabales; Fabaceae
Product: trihelix transcription factor GTL2-like
Exons: 4
Coding region: 1-1683 (560 amino acids)
Source: RefSeq, a predicted model, not a curated record
AUGUUCGAUGGAGCAGCAGAUCAGUUCCACCAAUUCAUAGCACCAAGGACCACUCUUCCUCUUCACUUAUCUUUCCCUCUUCAUGCUUCUGCCACCCCUAAUAGCUUCCUACCCUUUGAUCCUUACAACCCUUCUCAUCAAUUCCCAUUCCAAACCAAUCUUUUGCACCCAUUGCACCCCCACAAAGAUGAAGAGAAGGAACCAAACACCAUGGACAUGGUUCCUUCAAUCAACAACGUCGAGAUUCAAAGAGAUCAAAGACAAUCAACACAGUUAACUGAUUCCUGGACUAACGAUGAAGUUCUUGCACUGCUGAGGAUCAGAUCUAGCAUGGAAAAUUGGUUCCCACAGCUGACAUGGGAGCAUGUCUCAAGGAAGCUAGCAGAGCUUGGGUUCAAGAAGGGUGCGGAGAAAUGCAAGGAGAAGUUUGAAGAUGAAAGUAGAUAUUUCGACAACAUUGAUGACUAUGGCAAGAACAAUUACCGGUUCCUUAGUGAGCUUGAGGAGCUUUGUCACGGUGAUAAAAACCCUGAUCAGGGUGGUGAUGAUGGGGUUGUGAGUGAAAAGACACACCACCUAGGUGGAGACAACAUGGGCCACGCGUUGGAAGAAAAUUCGAGAGACAUUAUUGGAGCACAGGCGACCAAACAAUGUGAUGGAAGUGACAAGGUCGUGGAAAAGUCAAAGGAGCGGAAGAGGAAGAGAAAGGAUAGGUUUGAGAUGUUCAAGGGUUUUUGUGAGAGUGUUGUGAACAAGAUGAUGGCUCAACAAGAAGAGAUACACAACAAGCUCCUCGAUGACAUGAUGAAAAGGGACCAAGAGAAGUUUGCGAGGGAGGAAGCGUGGAAGAAGCAAGAGAUGGAUAAGAUGAACAAGGAACUUGAGAUUAUGGCACAUGAGCAAGCUAUUGCGGGUGAUAGGCAUACCACCAUCAUUGAAUUCUUAAAGAAAUGUGCAACAACUUCCCCUCCAAGCCAAAAUGGUGAGUACAAAACGAAUGGUUCAAAUCGAAAUUGUCUACGCACUACUAUCUCUUCUUCUUCCCCUCAAAACCCUAAUAAUCCUUCUACUGAAGAGAACAAUCUUGACUCAAGUGACACAUUAUUACAAGUUCCUUCUUCUUCCAAUUCAUCUCCAGCUCCUCACAACCCUACUUCUUCGCUCAAUAGCCACAAUAAUCAAUUAGAGUCAAACUCAGUUUCGAUAAAUAAGGCCACGUCAACCCUUAUGACCACUACUGAGAAAGACGACGUUGGGAGGAGAUGGCCAAGAGAUGAAGUAUUAGCACUGAUAAACCUGAGGUGCACAAGUCUAAGUAACAACAAUAAUGAAGAGAAAGAAGGAAACAACAAGGCUCCUCUGUGGGAGAGAAUCUCGCAAGGGAUGUCAGAUCUGGGAUACAGGAGAAGUGCAAAGAGGUGCAAAGAGAAAUGGGAAAACAUAAAUAAGUACUUCAGAAAAACAAAGGAUGUUAACAAGAAAAGGUCCCUUGACUCUAGGACCUGUCCCUAUUUCCAUCAACUUAGCUGUUUAUAUGGUCAGGGAAAACUCGUGCUACAAUCUGAAAGGCAAGGGAACCACUUCAAUCCAACCGCGAAUACCGCUCAAGUGCCGCCAGAUCAAGCUCAAGCUGAUGAGUCUUCUCAAGUGGGGUCUGGUCCUCUGAUUCAGUAUGCAUGUUGAUCAUGCAGGAUCAUCGCAGAAUAUAUCUCGAGAUGCAUUUGGAUUUCAGUUUCUUUUGCUGCGGAGC